This is a messenger RNA of Diachasmimorpha longicaudata, 2571 nucleotides long. It is a transcript of the gene Pdp, whose product is annotated as pyruvate dehydrogenase [acetyl-transferring]-phosphatase 1, mitochondrial. The transcript has 5 exons. Gene Ontology annotation, biological process: protein dephosphorylation. Gene Ontology annotation, cellular component: mitochondrion. The record is from RefSeq and is a predicted model, not a curated record. Gene Ontology annotation, molecular function: [pyruvate dehydrogenase (acetyl-transferring)]-phosphatase activity; cation binding. Bases 598 to 2031 code for a protein of 477 amino acids. Lineage: Eukaryota; Metazoa; Arthropoda; Insecta; Hymenoptera; Braconidae.
GAAGGUGGUGUCUUAUCAAACGUUGAUCAGAAUCCCUUCAACUGACCCAAAAGCAUUUGUGAAGACCAAAAAUAUUGAUUUUCUAUUUUUGGGGAUUUGUCAUCAUUUCUUAAUUGACUUUCUCUCAAUUUUGGCUUUAGGGACAAUUAGCGCGUGCGUCAACCUUUCUAUCUAACCCUUUUCUAAAAUAAAAAAAUUCGAAGUGUUUUAGAUGGAGCCAUGGGUGCUCCAUCCCUUCUACAGUAGCUCGAUUUUAUUUAUUGGUUCGUAGAACUCUUUUCAGAGAAUUUCCCUUGACAUUUGUUUUUCGCCCUUGAAUCUUUCGGAGGGAGAGUUGUUUUCUAUUUUUAGAGGCUUAUGCGUUAUGAAGUGAAUUGGGUUAUAAUUUUUUUCACUUGGAACAAGUUCUUUUGAGAGGGUAAAGGCGUUGGGUCAUUGAUUUUUCCAGAUUGAUGGGGGGAUUUGGGGUGAGAGGAAGAUUAUCGUCUUUCUAACCUCUAGUUUAUUCACGAGAAACAUGUGGUGGAACAGCGGUGGCUGAGGACAAUAAACUGCGUGAAUUACUCGAAUUUUAUUGAGUGACAGAGUCCAGACGAUAUGGUGAUGAGAGGUGGAUGGAUUCUGCUUAAUAAUGGAUACAUUGCAAAAAGAUUUAACGAUGGAAUCAAGUGUUGCAGUAGGUGGUACGCAUCGCUGCCGAAACUUACACCUGAGGAGGUGACGAGAAUCCUGAGGACGAAUGAGUUCACACAGGAGCUGAAGGGGUCCAAUUCCUUCAUGUAUUAUGAUUCUAAUCAGUUGGCUUCGAAUAAUCCUCUAGAGGAUGCCAGGGCUGAAGGACGAUGUCGAUUGACGAAUGGAUUACUCUUCGGAAUAUUUGACGGUCACGGGGGUAACUCCUGCGCCCAGGUAGUCUCGAAAAGAUUACUACACUAUAUUUCCGCUUGCUUAUUACCUCGGGAAGUCCUCGAUGAGACUCUCAAACAAUCGAGAACCCCCGAGCAGCUGCGAGAGCACUUGCUGGAGUGCUUUCACGAUAAAACAGAGUUCGUUCCUGAGAUCGAUAAACUCUAUGGGGAGAGUUUUCUCUCCUUCCUGGGGGAGGUUUCUGAAAAGUAUGGCGACUCGGGUGGACUGGGGCCUCAGCUAGAGAAAGCCCUGGAGACGGCUUUUCUCAGCUUAGAUAACGAUAUUUCUAGCGAGGCUCUGAAGAAAGUCAAGAGGCAAAUCGAUGCCAGAACUCUCUCGGUUGCUAUGUCAGGAGCUGUAGCUGUCGUUGCUCAUGUCGACGGGCCUCAUCUUCAUGUGGCUGGAGUCGGUGAUUGUCAGGCAGUUCUGGGGAUUUAUUCAGACGAGGAAGGGUGGUCUGCGAAAGUGCUCACCGUAGAGCACAACGCAGACAACCGCGAGGAGGUCGGGAGAAUUCUCUCAGAGCACCCGGCAAGCGAGAGUCGAACGGUGAUAAAAAUGGAGCGCCUUCUAGGUCAAUUAGCCCCCCUUCGGGCCCUCGGUGAUUUUCGAUACAAGUGGAGCAAGGAAUUGAUGAAAAAAAUUGUAGUGCCAUAUUACGGUGAGGGAGCUAUGCCCCCAAACUACCACACACCACCCUAUCUGACAGCCAAGCCCCAGGUGACGUAUCACAAACUCACGCCGAAGGACAAAUUCCUGAUAAUAGCCACUGACGGCCUGUGGGAUUUGCUGUCACCUCUCGAGGCAGUUCAACUCGUCGGCGAGCACAUGAGUGGGAAAGUCACCCUUAACUCACUCCAGCCAACAGCCGGCAUGAAAUUGUCUGAGAUCAAUAAUAUGCUGGUGAAGAGGAAAGAAGGACUGAAGAAAAAACCUCUGGAUGAAAAUGCUGCCACGCACCUUCUCAGGAAUGCCCUUGGGGGCACAGAGUGUGGGAUGGAUCAUGCAAAGGUCUCGCAAUUCUUAACGUUACCAAGUGAAGUCGUUCGUAUUUUUCGGGACGACAUUUCCAUUACUGUUGGAUACACUGAUACCGAUUUUUUGAAAAAUUGUUCGUUGUAGAAUAAAAUCGGGGACUUGUUCAAUUGAGAUUUUGCAUGAGAAAUUCUCCCGGAUAUGAAAGUUCAAUGAAAAAUAUUCAAUACAAUUUUUAAUGUUUUUUUUUUUAAUGAUGAACGAUUGGCGAAUGAACUUGAUUGUUUGUACGAUAAGAAAUCAUGCAACAGCCCAACGAUCGAGGGGUGAAACGACACGAGUUCAAUGUCCUUUUGUUCGUAUACUAUAAAAUAAUUCUUAAAUAAUUAAUUUUUAAUACUUACCAAAAACACUUGAGUCAGUGGACGUUGACUUGCUUCGUUUCUUCGCCUCGGUUCAAUAUUUUUUAGCUCACCACAAAUUCCCAGAAAUGAGAAUGCCUGAUUUGUUGAUUAACGAGUCUUUCAAACAUGUUUGAUUUCUGUACAUAUUUAUUACUGUAAGCUUUAUUGAACAUGCCAUGUAUCGACAUGCCACGUUUAUUCGGGAUAUCAUAAAAAUUUACAUUGGAGAACAGUGGUGAAUUUAUUCUAGUGUGUCACAGAUAAAUAUACAUAUACAAUGCAA